UAAAUUUUUUUUUUACCAUCUUUAGCCGCAUUUGUGCAAAAAGGCGCGAAUUAAAUUUGUUUGUUAAAUUAUUUCUAGAUCCUUGCAUGCGUAGACGCAAUGGCACUUUGGGUGGAUAAAUACCGUCCGCGGGAACUGUCCAAGCUGGAUUUCCACAAGGAGCAGGCGGAGAAUCUGCGUAACCUGUGCAAGCAGAGCGAUUUUCCACAUCUCAUGUUUUACGGACCCUCGGGUGCCGGAAAGAAGACCCGCAUCAUGUGCCUGCUGCGGGAGAUGUACGGAGCCGGCGUGGAGCGCCUAAGGAGCGAGACCAUGACGUUCACGACGCCCUCCAACCGCAAGAUCGAGGUGAUGACGGUCAGCAGCAACUACCACCUGGAGGUGAAUCCCUCCGAUGCCGGCAUGUACGACCGCACCGUGGUGAUCGAUUUGAUUAAGCAGGUGGCCCAGACGCACCAAAUAGAGAUCAGCGGCCAGCGGGAAUUCAAGGUGAUCGUCAUUUCCGAGGGCGACGAGCUCACCAAGGAUGCCCAGCACGCCCUGCGCCGCACCAUGGAGAAGUAUGUGGCCACGUGUCGGAUCAUCAUCUCGGUGAACUCGACGUCCCGCAUCAUUCCGGCCAUUCGCUCACGUUGCCUAGGCAUCCGGGUGGCCGCACCCAAUGAAACGGAGAUAGUGUCCAUUCUGCAGAGCACCUGCAAGCGGGAAGGCCUCGCACUGCCCGUAGAGCUGGCCAAGCGGGUGGUGGACAAGUCGGAGCGUAAUCUUAGACGUGCUCUGCUGAUGCUGGAGGCCGCCAAGGUGGCCAAGGCGCCAUUCACCGCCAACCAGGAGAUUCCCGACCUGGACUGGCAGGUGUUCCUGCGCGAAACCGCCUCCCAGAUCAUCAGCGAGCAAACGCCCGGCAAGCUGGAGAAGAUCCGCGAACGGCUGUACGAGCUGCUGACCCAGGGCGUACCGCCCAAUCUCAUAUUCCGCGGCCUGGUCGAGCAGCUGGUGAACAACUGUGAUAUGUCCAUCAAGGCCAAGACCCUCGAGUUCGCCACCGAGUAUGAACACCGAAUGCAGACUGGUGCCAAGCACAUCUUCCACCUGGAAGCGUUCGUCGCUCAGUUCAUGAACAUCUACAAAAAAUUCCUUUCUGAGCUGGUCAUGACGGAUGAUUUUUAACCAACUUCAUAUUUACGCACACUCUUAGCUUUUAAUUCAAGAAACUUAUAUAUAUAAACCGAAUAAAACAAUCUAAUGGAUUAAUUGCUGCUGUC
Molecule: messenger RNA, 1265 nt
Organism: Drosophila gunungcola (fruit fly)
Lineage: Eukaryota; Metazoa; Arthropoda; Insecta; Diptera; Drosophilidae
Gene: RfC38
Product: replication factor C subunit 3
Exons: 2
Coding region: 100-1170 (356 amino acids)
Biological process (GO): DNA-templated DNA replication; DNA repair
Cellular component (GO): DNA replication factor C complex; nucleus
Molecular function (GO): DNA binding; DNA clamp loader activity; ATP hydrolysis activity
Source: RefSeq, a predicted model, not a curated record